Messenger RNA from Nicotiana tabacum (common tobacco), 2066 nucleotides. The record is from RefSeq and is a predicted model, not a curated record. NCBI's taxonomy places the organism in Eukaryota, Viridiplantae, Streptophyta, Magnoliopsida, Solanales, Solanaceae.
GAAGAUCCCUUUCCCUCCCAUAGAAGAAAAGCUGCGCAACUUUGAGCGCCCCUUUCUCCUUCAUGAAAACAAAACCAACAGACCCAUAACAGAGCCGUCCACCUUAGCUCCCAAGAGAUCUGUCGUUUUCCUCCACCAAAGCAACACCAACAACAGAAGAAAUCGGACCUCCCCCCUUUUUUUCUUUUUUUUUCAACAGAGAACACACAUUCUAUCCCUUCCCGUUUUCUCUCUGAUUUAAUCGACUCACACACGCCUAAAAAAAGAAAAAAAGAAAAACGAAUUUUCGAAAUUCAAAAGGGAUUCUCAAAUCUGAAAAUUUCAAAAAAAAGAAAAAAAAGAAAAAAAAGAAAAGAAGAAGCUGUGGUUGAAAAAUUGCUGCUACUCGUUGUUCGGAUCUGCCAGUCUGCUGUCCAGAGUUUCAGAUCUGGGUUUGGUUUGGUUUAGCUGAUUUUCCUUACAAAUAGGUCAAUCCUAGUCCAAGUAAGAAAAAAAUGGCACAUAUUCAGCAAAGUCUUUCCACUUCAAUCUCUUCAUCAACUUCUACUUUAAUGGAUCAGCACAAACUCCGUCUCAGGAGCCAGAAUGUGUCAUUGCCAGGCAAAACCGGUGGUAUUGUCAGAUGUGUUGCAACACCCUCUACGGAGACUUCUUCCAAAACAAAGGUCUCUCGCAAUGAGAACUUGGCUAAACUUCAAGCUGGUUACCUUUUUCCUGAGAUCGCAAGAAGGAGAUCUGCACACAUGUUGAAACACCCUGAUGCUCAAAUUAUAAGCCUUGGAAUUGGUGACACUACUGAGCCCAUUCCUGAAUUCAUAAGUUCUGCCAUGGCACAGAGAGCACAUGACCUGUCAACAUUAAAGGGUUACAGUGGUUAUGGUGCUGAGCAAGGAGAAAAACAACUUAGAGCCUCCAUUGCUUCUACCUUUUAUGCAAAUGUUGGAAUAGAGGAAGAUGAGAUCUUCGUCUCUGAUGGUGCCAAAAGUGAUAUAUCUCGGCUUCAGGUUCUUUUUGGGUCUAAUGUCACUAUGGCUGUGCAAGACCCAUCGUAUCCGGCUUAUGUGGAUUCAAGUGUUAUUAUGGGCCAAACUGGUCAGUUUCAGAAGGAUGUGGAGAAGUAUGGGAGUAUUGCAUACAUGAGAUGUACUCCAGAAAACGGGUUCUUUCCUGAUUUAUCCAGUGUUCCUCGGACAGAUAUUAUAUUUUUCUGUUCGCCUAAUAAUCCAACUGGUGCUGCGGCAUCAAGGGAGCAGCUGACUAAAUUGGUGCAUUUUGCUAAAAACAAUGGCUCAAUCCUUGUUUAUGAUUCUGCAUAUGCAAUGUAUAUAUGUGAUGACAGUCCAAAGUCCAUCUUUGAGAUUCCUGGAGCCAAAGAGGUUGCCAUUGAGGUUUCAUCGUUUUCGAAGUAUGCUGGGUUCACUGGAGUUCGUUUAGGGUGGACUGCAAUUCCCAAAGCACUCCUAUAUUCUGAUGGAUUUCCUGUAGCAAAAGACUUCAAUCGCAUUGUUUGUACAAGCUUCAAUGGUGCAUCCAAUAUCGCUCAAGCUGGCGGUCUGGCUUGCCUUUCACCUGAUGGUUUCAAGGCCAUGAAGAACGUGGUUAGUUUCUAUAAAGAAAACACAGAAAUCAUAAUGGAGACAUUUAAGUCGCUAGGUUACAAGGUGUAUGGAGGUAAAAAUGCACCCUACGUGUGGGUUCACUUCCCUGGACGAAGCUCAUGGGAGGUUUUCAGCGAGAUACUUGAGAAGACUCAUGUCGUUACCACACCAGGCAGUGGUUUUGGUCCUGGUGGUGAAGGUUUUGUCAGAGUAAGUGCAUUUGGGCACAGGGAUAACGUCGUAGAAGCUUGCAGAAGAUUCAAGGAAUUGUACAAGUGAAGUAACUCGUACGCCUGCAUGUCUGUGAAAACAUGCAGGUAAAUUGUUAAACACUUUUGGCCGCCUUCAGAGGCUUCAUUCAGAUGCUAUAGGCUGUAUCUUGAACGCUCAAACAUUUUGAUCCUUUAUGGAAUUUGUUUCUUUGGAAGAAUAAGCUUAUUCUGUGAUUGCCAGUGAUUGGUUCCUCUU